UCGAUAUUUUCACACGCAGGAGACGCGGAGGAAAGCAAGAGAGAGAAACAGAGAGAAAGGAAGGAAGGAAGGAGGAGAGAGAUACAGAGAGGAAGGACAAGAGAGAUAGAAAGAUGACUGAGAUCUCACAUCGGAGAUCGCUGCGGUUCUUAUUGUUAUUGUCCUUAAUUUCUGUACAAUUUCUCUCAGGCUUUUCAGAUGAUUCAAAGUCCAAAAACGAGACUAAAACUGAUGAUCAUUCAAGUGGCAUGAAAGGAUCUACAAUACUGAUGCUAUGCAUAGCAAUUGCAGCAGUUAAGAUGAUGAGCUUGAGGUUGAACUUGGUCUUCGGGACUGAUCUGCUCCAUCCAAUCGAGGUGUAAAAGGAGAUUCUUUCGGGUAGCCAAAAGUAGAAAAUGAGUAGAAGAUGUGAAUGUGAAUGUGAAUGUAGUUAAAAUUUGUAUUGAUAUGACCAAGACACAAAACUUCUCUUCUUACUUUCUUCCUCUUCUUUUACAUAUUCUUUCUCUAUCUUGUUUGUUUUAUAGAAAAAGAUUGUUAUUUGUGUGAAGUACUGCAAUAUUGCAAUAUUUUGAAGUAGUUAAAGUUUGUAAAUUUGAUUCAUGAGAUUGAAAUGUACUAUUGAAACAAAUGGGUGAUUAUGUAU
Molecule: messenger RNA, 646 nt
Organism: Lactuca virosa
Lineage: Eukaryota; Viridiplantae; Streptophyta; Magnoliopsida; Asterales; Asteraceae
Source: the annotation of a GenBank genome assembly